Dentiscutata erythropus is the source of this 219-nucleotide messenger RNA. The record is from the annotation of a GenBank genome assembly. NCBI's taxonomy places the organism in Eukaryota, Fungi, Glomeromycota, Glomeromycetes, Diversisporales, Gigasporaceae.
AUGCUCAGACCCAGCACAUCUACUAACCAGAUCACCCAGCCGAUACUUACCACACCUAACCCCAAGUAUAUCUCUGUAGCCACCACAGCCAACCCCAACACCAAUCGUAAAAGAUCCAGAAACUUAUCUAAUAUUUCUUCACUUGCUACCACCUCGAAUAAAGCUACCAAGGCUGUAUUAGACAAUACCUCAACUUCUUUUAGAAUACAAGCAAAUUGA